CAGCUUGGAACGGGACAUAUCCUGGGCCCCGUUCAACCUUCCUUGGGGUGAAAGACACUCCCGCUUUCAUUCAGCUCAUUUCAUACUCGAACAGUGACCUGAGGGUUUCUUUCUGUUUCCUUCCUUUUCUUGUGCGCAAACACUAUUCAAGCUUCACGCUCGAAUAUCCAGUCAAAAAUGGGCAAAACACUCUCCCCCGAGGGUAAAACGGCCAUUCGCUCUGCAAUCGAUGAAGCAUGCAAAGACCAAAUUCAAGGUCUUCCAAAUGUGUCCUUUGUUGUGGUCAAUAAAGAUGGGCAAGAGAUCUUCACCCAUUCCGCCGGCACACGCGGAGCUGGCCAAAAUGAGCCCGUUACGCCCGAUUCGGUUUAUUGGAUCGCAUCAUUCACCAAGAUGAUUACAGGUGUGGCCUGCAUGCAGCUUGUGGAACAGGGAAAAUUGGCCCUGGACGAUGCAGAGCUCGUGGAGAAGGUUUGCCCAGAAUUGAAGGAUGUCCAGGUUCUACAGAAAGAUGGAACCCUGGUGCCGAAAACGAAGGGGAUCACGCUGAGGAUGCUGCUUUCGCACACUGCUGGAUUUGGGUACACCUUUUUCCAAGAGAGGCUACGGGACUAUAAGGGCCAGGGCUUUGAUGAGUUCUCCGGCAGAAUUGAUGAUUUCAAGCAACCGCUCGUCCAUCAGCCUGGAGAAUCCUGGGAAUAUGGCAUCAAUAUUGACUGGGCCGGCAUCAUGGUUGAACGGGUAUCCGGUGUAUCUCUCAGCGAGUACUUUGAGAAGAACAUUUUCGAACCUCUGGGGUUGAAGAAUAUCGGAUUCUUCCCAUGCGAAGAUAUGAAGAAAAGACUUGUUUCUAUGACCCAGCGCGCCCCCGACGGCACUCUUAGUCACCGCAAACACCCCAAUAUCCGGCCACUGACCAGUACAAGCGAGGAGGAUAAGAAAUCUAUCUUCAACAGCGGCGGAGGGGGAUGCUUUGCUACUCCGCGAGAUUACGGCCAAAUCCUCGCUAUGCUCUUAAACAACGGCGUCUCGCCAACAACAGGCAAGCAGCUCCUCUCCCAGUCUACUGUCGAUACCAUGUUCCAAAACCAAAUCCCCUACAUGCCAGAUUUUGGCCGGGCCGGAAUCGCCACGGCGAAUCCAGAGCUCAGCAAUCCCUGUCCAGACCUCUAUCCGAUCCCAGACGGCGCGCCGCAGGGAUGGGGUCUCACUUGGAUGAUCACACCAAGUCCUACAGGCAGGACGGCGACCAGCGCAUUCUGGGCGGGAAUCGCGAACUGUUUCUGGUGGUGUGAUCGCGAGAAGGAGGUGGCAGGCGUGAUAGCAACUCAGAUCUUGCCAUUUGCAGAUCCAAAGUUGAUAUCAUUGUGGGUAAACGUGGAGGCAGCGGUUUACAAUUCACUGGCAUGAUUUGUUUUCUGAGAGUAUCAGUCCGGGCCAUACAUAUAUAAUGACUU
Coccidioides posadasii C735 delta SOWgp is the source of this 1457-nucleotide messenger RNA. RefSeq lists its product as uncharacterized. The record is from RefSeq and is a predicted model, not a curated record. NCBI's taxonomy places the organism in Eukaryota, Fungi, Ascomycota, Eurotiomycetes, Onygenales, Onygenaceae.